AUGAGAGCGUUUGUAACACAGUGUCAAGCCAGGCAGCUUCUGCACAACAAGUUCAUUGUCAUUCUUGGAGGCUCAGUGCAGCGCUCCAUGUACAAAGACCUGGUUUUGCUGCUUCAGAGGGAUCAGUACUUGACUCUGCCUCAGCUCAAGUCCAAAGGGGAGUUGUCUUUUGAGCGGGACUGCCUGGUGGAAGGAGGUUCCAUGGGUCCCAUGACAAACGGUACCGAAUACAGAGAGGUCCGACAGUACCGCUCCGACCACCACCUGCUGCGCUUCUACUUCCUGACACGGAUCUACUCGCCCUACGUGGAGAGUGUCUUAGAGGACUUUCGGCAUGGGCUCAAGCCUGAUGUCAUCAUCAUCAGCUCCUGUGUGUGGGACAUCUCCAGGUAUGGCCUGGAAGGUCUUGAAGAGUACAAAGAGAACCUCCACAAGUUCUUUGGCCAGAUCAGAACCAUUGUCUGCCACAACUGUCUCCUCCUUUGGGCUUUGGCCAUGCCACUUGGCAAGAAGAUCAAGGGUGGAUUUUUGGUGCCUGAAAUCAGCCACUUAGGUCCCACGCUGUGCUAUGACAUCAUUGAAGCAAACUUCUACAGUUGUCAGCUGGCUGAUGCCUACGGCUUGGAUGUCCUCGACCUGCACUUUCACUUCCGCCUCAGCCUGCAGCACCGCGUGCCAGACGGAAUCCACUGGGAUGCACUGGCCCACCGAAAGAUCAGCAGCCUUCUGCUGCAGCACGCUGCUGAGGCCUGGGGAGUAAAGCUGCGUGACCCUCCCUCCCUUCUAGAACAAGGUCAGGAACUGGGAGAGGCUGAAAGCAGUCGGGGCCCUGCAACCCUGCUUCCCAGGAACUGCUCCACCUCUACAGGCAGCAAACCUUUGCUGGUGUUGGAGUUGGCCAGUAUGACCCUCCGCUCUCUGUGCACCCUCAUCCUCUUCCAGGUCAAGAUUGUCCAGCUGCUGGAUAUUGGACUCAACACAGACAGCAUUAUAGCACUUUGCCCCCUGCCAGACUGUGGUUACGACAGCAAAUUCAUCUUCAGAUCAGAGCCACAGGCUACAAGGCGGACUUCGAGUUCAGUGCAGGUAUGA
Messenger RNA from Stegastes partitus (bicolor damselfish), 1092 nucleotides. RefSeq names its product PC-esterase domain-containing protein 1A-like. Lineage: Eukaryota; Metazoa; Chordata; Actinopteri; Pomacentridae. The transcript has 8 exons. The record is from RefSeq and is a predicted model, not a curated record. Bases 1 to 1092 code for a protein of 363 amino acids.